GGAAACCCCGUCUUUGCCCAGAAGAGGAAACCAGACAGCCCAGAUGUGCACGAAGCAACGCCGAUAGCGUUUCUAGCUUCUUCUAUCUUCUUUUGGGUUUGGUUUUUUUUUUUUCAUUAGUAUUUGUCUGUGUGUUGGGUUUUUUUUUCCCCCCCCUCCUCCUCUCUGCAAACAGAGGAGUUGCUGGAGCAGGAGGCACGGCCCAGCCCAGGGGACAGUGAGCAGUGGGGGCUGUGGCACAGCUCCAGAGCAGCCAUGGGGCAGAAGUUCAUGGAUAAGGUGUCUGCCUUCCUCUUCGAGUAUGACACCCCCAGGAUGGUGCUGGUGAGGAACAAGAAGGUGGGACUGACCUUCCGGCUGAUCCAGCUCAUCGUCCUGGCGUACAUCAUCGGGUGGGUUUUCCUCUAUGAGAAGGGUUACCAGUCUCAGGACAGUGUUGUCAGCUCGGUCUCGGUGAAGAUGAAAGGCCUGACGGUGACCAACGAGAGCGUCAUGGGCCCCCACAUCUGGGAUGUGGUGGAUUAUGUUUUCCCACCCCAGGGGGACAGCUCGUUCGUGGUGAUGACCAACUUCAUUAUCACCCCUGGACAGAAGCAAGGAACCUGCCCAGAGCUGCCAGAUGCUGGGCCCUGCAAGCAGGACAGUGACUGCACCAAAGGGAAAUACAGUCGCCAGGGACAAGGGCUGAUGACAGGCAAGUGUGUGCAUUUCAACAGCUCCGUGAAGACCUGUGAGAUCUUUGGCUGGUGCCCUGUUGAAGAUGAUGGCUAUGUUCCUAAACCUGCCCUGUUGUCAGAAGCAGAGAACUUCACCUUGUUCAUCAAGAACAGCAUCACCUUCCCCCGGUUCAAGGUGUUCAGGCGCAACUUGGUUGAGACCGUUACCAAGCAGUACCUGAAGAAAUGCACCUACCACAAAGUCACUGACCCCCUGUGCCCCGUGUUUGAGCUGGGCUACAUAGUGAAGGAAUCGGGUCAGAAUUUUACCUUCCUGGCUGUGAAGGGUGGAGUGGUGGGCAUCACCAUCGACUGGAACUGCGACCUGGACUGGCCCAUCCGGUACUGCAAACCCAUCUACCAGUUCCAUGGCCUCUACAAUGAUGACACUAACGUUUCACCAGGCUUCAACUUCAGAUAUGCCAAAUACUACAAGGAAGCUGGGAUGGAGAAGAGGACACUCUACAAGGUGUUUGGGAUCCGGUUUGACAUCCUGGUGAAUGGCAAGGCAGGCAAAUUUGACAUCAUCCCGACCAUGACCACAAUUGGCUCUGGAAUUGGUAUUUUUGGAGUGGCCUCUGUGCUCUGUGACCUGCUCCUGCUGCAUUUUCUCCAAGGACGGGACUAUUACAAGCAGAAGAAAUUCAAAUAUGCAGAACAGGAGCCUUCGAAGUCUCAUAAGAAGGAAAAGGAGCUGGACAACAAGCAGUGAGAGAAGCCAGACUGACGGAUGGACCUGCACCCUAUUCCUCCUCCUCCUCUCCUAAAACAUGGUUGUCAUCCCAUCACCAGCCUGCACCAACCCCAAGGCCAGCAGGAGCAAUGUCCAAACACCAGCUCAUGGGAACGUGGUGCCAGGGUCUGGCUGACCCGCUGCCCUGCUGCUGGUGGGACAUGCUGUGGUACUGCUGGGGGGUAAAACCACGGGAUCUUCAGGGCC
Molecule: messenger RNA, 1656 nt
Organism: Apus apus (common swift)
Lineage: Eukaryota; Metazoa; Chordata; Aves; Apodiformes; Apodidae
Gene: P2RX1
Product: purinergic receptor P2X 1
Exons: 13
Coding region: 256-1428 (390 amino acids)
Biological process (GO): monoatomic cation transmembrane transport; response to ATP
Cellular component (GO): plasma membrane; nuclear inner membrane
Molecular function (GO): ATP binding; purinergic nucleotide receptor activity; extracellularly ATP-gated monoatomic cation channel activity
Source: RefSeq, a predicted model, not a curated record